GAGAUUUAAAUGUAUUUCCUAGCGCUUGUAUUUGGUUAAUAUAUGUAGGAUUAAAAAUGCAUUUUAUGAGGUACAUCACGAGCCAAUCAAAUAACAGCAUUCCGGUCGGUGCAACAGACAUGCACAAUUGCUUUGGUCAGGUGAGGCACAUGCGAGGACUGGUAUCGCGUGGAUUUGCCGCCGUCGGUAGAGGCGGAAGGUGCCAUCGAUCGACGGGCUUUAAACGAGCCUUCUCGACGUCGUUCUCAUGGCAAGACUCGCCUUUGGUGGACCGAUCCAUGUGCAAAGAUGCCGCGUUGGUCUGGAACGACCUCCAAGUCAUGCAAGACGUGUUGACACUUGACGAAGAACGUUUGCUUGCCGACGAAGCCGCCGCCCUCCUGCGGCGGAGACGAUACGAAGUGAACCAUUGGGACCAAGUGAUCGUCAACUUUAAGGAAAUGGAGACCGUGAAAUGGAGUCAAGAGGCUGCCGACAUUCUCGCUCGCGUGCGCACCCUGCCGAUCCUGCCGCAGGACUUGGAGUACUUUCCUCCCGUACACGUGAUUGACUUGGCGGAAGCAGGAUACAUCAAGCCCCACGUGGACUCCAUCAAGGUACAAUGCUCAAGAUGCAUCAUUGCUGACGACCCCGACGUAGUUUUCCGGUCAAGUUGUGGCCGGACUCAAUUUGCUCUCCCCCGCCGUCAUGCGCUUCGAAGAAGAGCACGGGGACAACCGCAUCGACCUUCUCUUGCCCCGCCGGUCGUUCUAUUGCAUGCGGUACAUUCAACCAUCAUGACUUCGUCCGUCACGACAAGGGGCUUCCAUAGUGGCGGCGUUCGCUAUCGAUACACACAUGAGAUCCUUCCAGGUGUCCAGCACUUCCAAGGCCAGCCGGUCGAGCGCACCCGCCGCAUCUCGAUUAUGAUUCGAGACGUGUUUGUUGAUCUGUAACUGUCGUGGGAGUCCUAUUUAGGACUAAAUUUGGUUUAAAAACAGGAUUGUUGCUAUUUUCAUUUAUUAUUUCACUAAAAAAGCUUUCAUUUAUUUCG
Molecule: messenger RNA, 1033 nt
Organism: Aphanomyces astaci
Lineage: Eukaryota; Oomycota; Saprolegniomycetes; Saprolegniales; Verrucalvaceae
Exons: 2
Coding region: 57-935 (292 amino acids)
Biological process (GO): DNA damage response; fatty acid metabolic process
Cellular component (GO): mitochondrial matrix
Source: RefSeq, a predicted model, not a curated record